UGAUCAGGAUGCUGGCAUGAAGUAUGGCGAUAAUCGGAAUGCUUUUAUGGGGUAUGGCAGUGAUCAGGGCAAUGGUAUGGGGUAUGGCACUGCUCAGGAUACUGGUAUGGGGUAUGGCAGUCAUCAGAACACAGGUAUGGCAUAUGGCGGUGAUCAGGAUGCUGGUAUGGGGUAUGGUGGUGAUCAGGACACUGGUAUGGGGUAUGGCAGUGAUCAGAACGCUGGUAUGGGGUAUGGCGGGGAUCAGGACGCUGGUAUGGGGUAUGGAGGUGAUCAGGACGCUGGUACGUGGUAUGGCACUGAUCAGGACGUUGGUAUCUGGUAUGGCGGUGAUCAGGAGGCUGGUAUGGGGUAUGGCGGUGAUCUUGAGGAUGGUAUGGCAUAUGGCGGUGAUCAGGAUGCUGGUAUAGGGUAUGGUGGUGAUGAGGACACUGGUAUAGGGUAUGGCGGUGAUGAGGACACUGGUAUGGGGUAUGGGCGGUGAUCAGGACACUGGUAUGGGGUAUACCGGUGAUCAGGACACUGGUAUGGGGUAUUUUGGUGAUCAGGACACUGGUAUGGGGUAUUUUGGUGAUCAGGACGCUGGUAUGGGGUAUGGCGGUGAUCAGGACGCUGGUAUGGGGUAUGGUGGUGAU
This is a messenger RNA of Staurois parvus, 635 nucleotides long. NCBI's taxonomy places the organism in Eukaryota, Metazoa, Chordata, Amphibia, Anura, Ranidae. The record is from the annotation of a GenBank genome assembly.